Ascochyta rabiei is the source of this 2574-nucleotide messenger RNA. RefSeq lists its product as uncharacterized. The record is from RefSeq and is a predicted model, not a curated record. Bases 1 to 2574 code for a protein of 857 amino acids. The transcript has a single exon. Lineage: Eukaryota; Fungi; Ascomycota; Dothideomycetes; Pleosporales; Didymellaceae.
AUGGAAGUCCGCCGCGAUCCGCGCUCCUUUCUUUUCUUCAUCAUUUUGCUCCUCCUGAUCAACUCGCCCGAACCACAGCAGCCGUCCUACAACACGCGCACACGCUACGACGAGCUCAUACAGCGCGAGUGGGAUCAGUUGGACGUGCUGAACCGGACGCGAUGGGGCGACUUCAACGUGGGGAGGAAGAAGUGGCUGAAUGUCAGUGGGCUGAGAGACGAAGACGGGUUUGCUUGGGAUAGGCUGCCUGGUGUGCAAGAGAAGGCCAACGCGCACGGACAGAGAGCGCUGGGCGACAAGUGGGGUCGUGUGUUGGAUGGGACACUAGACGAACUCGACGAUGGAGGCAUCACUUUGCCUGUCUACAGGAAUCUCUCGGGGUACGUGCAGGGCGAGUGGGUGCGGGAUCCGAGUAGUCGCGUGCGACAUCCCAGCGACAUGGGCAACACGACUCAUCCUGCCAAGGACCCAUUUACCAACUCGGCCAUGGACUUUGACCGCAACUUGACGGGCCCGGCCGGACCAGUGCGCGUGCACAUCACCGAGCUCGAGGAUAAGAUGCGGACGGAUGCGAACAAGACCAUCUCGGAGAUUAGUGCGAAGAUCGUCGUGGGGGACGAUGAGUCGUUCGGCGGCAACUGGUGGGAGUUCUACGUGCAUGGAGUGCACUUCAAGGAGAGUGGUCAUGCGGUGUUGACGACAACGAGCGAGCGGUUCGCCGGCAUCUUUGCGCUGCCGCAUUUCCAGCUCUCCUCGCGGCUGUACGACACAUCGAGAGACUUUUUGAACUGGACGAUACACGAGACGAUCGAUCGACAGAUACACCGCACGUUUCCUGUCUGGAACCCAUGGACCAGCUCGGCGGCCGGGUCCAACGAGGACAUGAUUGGAGUGGCACACCACUGCGAGUUUGUUCUCUACUUGCAGCAGCCUCCGAGUGUGCAGGCUGUGGACAUGGACUGGCUCGAGCACGAGAUGCGGUACCCGACUGGAGCCCCGCUUGGCCAUCGUUCGCAGCUGUCCAUGUCCAUGGUGGGCUUCUCGCCAGAUUGUGGGUAUGUCAUCGAGUCGAAAGGACCACCAGACUUCCCGCCGUCAGAAGCCAUGCAUCUUGUAGGUUCCAAGUUGGAAGACUACAACAGUCGGGCGAGACACAGCAUAGUCGCCUUUGCAAUCGCCUUCGCCUUCCAGCUGUCUCUCCUCAUCAAGCAGAUGAAGGAAACGGCGACGCCCUCAAUGCGUAGCCGUGUCAGCUUCUACACUAUCGCCAUGAUGGCCCUGGGCGACGGCUUCACUUUCCUAGUGCUCAUCUUCAUGUACCUUUUCCUCGGUACUGCACAACUAGCCAUGUACAGCAUCGCCUUUGUCGCGCUGUUCUCCGUGCUUGCGCACCUACGUUUUCUGAUGGAUAUCUGGUCUGUACAGUCUGCCGAACGAGCUCGCCAGGAGCGACAGCAAGCUCCUGCACCACCAGUAGCUGCAGAUGCAUCGUCUCCUGCUGCAGUAGCUCCCUCGCCGGCAGUAACUCGUCCACCGACAGCUCCUCCACCGACAGCUCCUCCACCGACAGCACCUCCACCGACAGCACCUCCACCGACAGCACCUCCACCGACAGCACUGCCCCCCUCCUCGGCAGAUGCUGGUCUUCUUCCUGUGACUGCAUCUCGUCCCCCUCCGCCUCCACGGGCACAGACACCUAUCCUCAUUGCGCCCGACCAGGAUGACCCGCUUUCAGACGACGACGACGCACCUCUCCUGCCUAGGACUAACCCGGCCGCGACUACAGCAACACCCACACCGGCAGCACCCAACCCGCGUGCGGAGUUUGGGACGCUCUAUUCCCGGUUCUGCCUCCUGCUCGUCAUCACCUUCUUCGUGACGAUUCAGUUCGCCACGGCGCGGACGCUAUACCGCAGUGCAUACUUCAACGCGCUUUCAUUUCUAUAUCUAUCCUUUUGGGUGCCACAGAUCUACCGCAACGUGAUGCGGAACUGCGGACGGGCACUGCGAUGGGACUAUGCAAUUGGCACAUCCAUGACGCGGCUGGUGCCCAUUGCCUACUUCUACCUCAAGGCCGACAACGUGCUCUUCGCCAGCACCGACUGGAGGACGUUUGCCGUCCUCGCAGGCUGGGUGUGGGUCCAGAUCAUCGCGCUGAUCAGCCAAAACAUAGUGGGACCACGCUUCUUUGUGCGGCAAGGCUGGGCACCGCCAGCGUACGACUACCACCCCAUCCUCCGCGAAGACGAGGAAGGCGCGCUGCUCCCCCUCAACGCCACGUCUGCCUCGGACGACGACAUGGAGGGAGACGACGGCAGCAAGGGCGCGGGAGAAGCCAGAGACAAAGGGAAGAAGGUGUUCGACUGCAGCAUCUGCGCCAUGGAUAUCGAGGUGCCCGUUGUCCCGGCUGGCGCGACAGACGAGAGCAGCGUGUCCGGGACUGGCAUGGUCCUGCAGCGGCGCAUGUACAUGGUCACGCCGUGUCGACAUAUAUUCCACGCCUCGUGUCUGGAGGGGUGGAUGCGGUACCGUCUGAUUUGCCCAAACUGUCGAGAGGCGCUUCCUCCGCUAUAG